Messenger RNA from Suillus subalutaceus, 2715 nucleotides. RefSeq lists its product as uncharacterized. NCBI's taxonomy places the organism in Eukaryota, Fungi, Basidiomycota, Agaricomycetes, Boletales, Suillaceae. Bases 1 to 2715 code for a protein of 904 amino acids. The transcript is spliced from 12 exons. The record is from RefSeq and is a predicted model, not a curated record.
AUGUUCUUAGUCGAAUUCCUUCGGCAUGAAGGCAGAGGUGAUUAUGCUGGUGCCACCGUCUGCUUUAACUGCCAUCUUGAUGUCCCUCAAUUUCGGUGUAUUGAUUGCUUGGGUACAGAGCUGUACUGUAAGGGUUGCAUUGUCAACUUACACACUCGGAAUCCAGUGCAUCGCAUUCAGGAGUGGUCAAACUCUUGUUUUACGACGGUGUCGCUGAAGGACCUAGGCCUACACGUGCAGCUUGGCCAUUUUACUGGAGAUUCUUGUUCAUUACCUGAGAAAGCAUUCAAUGAUGAUUUCACCCUGAUCGAUACUAACGGUAUUCACACCAUUGGACUGGAUUUUUGUGGGUGCAAAACCACUCAAACAAGGACCAAGCAAUUACUACGUGCAGCCUGGUUUCCAGCUACAACUGUUGAUCCACGUAGUGCGGCGACCUUCCGCAUCCUCGAGCAGUAUCAUCUUCUGUCAUUUGAGUCAAAGGCUUCUGGGUAUGAAUUCUAUCACUCGAUUGUGUGCCUGACCGAUAAUACUGGACUUCGUCCUCAAAAGGAUCGUUAUGAGCCAUUCUUGCGGAUGGUCCGUGAAUGGUGUCACCUCAAGAUGCUCAAGCGAGCAGGCCAAGGACACGAUCCAGCUGGUGUGGCAAAUAUGCAAAGCGGCCAAUGCACUGUUCUGUGUCCUGCAUGCCCUCAGCCUCUUAAAAACCUUCCAGACAACUGGAAAGAUGUUCCGAAUGACAAGAAAUGGUUAUAUGCCCUCUUCGUAGCCAUUGAUGCAAACUUCCGUCUCAAAAGACGUAUUGUGUCUAAGGAUGCUACAGACCCUGGGCUUAGUCGUGGUUGGGCGUACUUCAUAGACGAGACAGCAUACAAGGCGUAUUUACAAGAUCAUGGUAAUAGGCCACAAGAGAAAAGCACCUGUGCGUCACAUAAUGCAGUCAACAUGGCCGACACAAAAGCUUCUCAGGGUCUGGCUGCAACUGGAGUGGGGAUGAUAGAUUGCGCGCGGCACAAUAUGAAGUUGCCCAAUGGUGUCGGAGACUUGCAGAAAGGUGAAAGAUAUAGCAAUAUGGAUUAUCUGUUUUUUUCGACCCUCCGCGGGCGCUGUGUCGAAACGCUCAACGUUUCAUAUGAUAUCGCUUGCCAGUGGCAUAAGAACCUUUGGGAAUGCAUGUCCACAAUGCCUCUAGACCUCCAUCUGGACCCUCUCACCAAGUUCAUUAGAUUUUUCGUCCCGAAAUUUCAUCUACCUGCGCACAUUUUCAAAUGUCAAACUACAUAUUCAUUCAACUUCUCAAAGAACAUCGGACGAACAGAUGGUGAAGCCCCAGAACGUGGCUGGUCAAAUAUUAACCCUGUCGCCUCUAGCACAAAGGAAAUGGGCCAGGAUGAUCAUUUCGGUGAUUGGAACUGGAAAAAGAUAGUUGGACUUGGCGCAACAUUACUCCAAAAGAUGGGCGAGGCUCAAGAGGAGAAAGAAGCUCAUAUAAUGGCUUUCGAGGAGCUAGAUGGUGCUUUGCAACCUGGGACAUCAGAUCCCUGGAAAUCUGAAAUUGAGUAUUGGGAACACAACCCCAACGACUCUUCGGUUACUAACCCAUUCAAGAAGAAGGUCACUCCUAUUACCCAAGCUGCUGUUCGACUGAAACUUGCUGAAAUAGAGGCUCGUGAUCUACAGCAAGGUGUCGACACAUCUCUCCACCCUGAAAUCUCACCCAGCGUGUUUAUUGCAUCUGGCAUUGAUCUUAAAACUGAACAGUGUCGUUUGCAGGCAGAUAUCACCCAGCUUGGUUUGCAUCCCACAGAUACACAGAAGGCUACCGUUCAAUGCCAGCAGAACUCUCUGCAGCGCAAGAUUGAUGUGUGGAGGCGCGUCCAGGCCCUCUAUACCCCUGCAGUCCAACUACUAUACUCGUAUCCACUCCAAUCUUCCCUGGACCCCAUCACACCAGAAGACACAAAACUCUACUUGCCAUCGACUAUGUGCACCAGAUUUAUGCAUUGCGAUACUCGCCUUCAGACCGCCGAAUGGGAACUCCGUUUUGCUCAGGCUGGGGAUGCACUGGAGGAGCUAAGGCAGAACCUCCGCCUACGUGACUAUAUGUACACAUUUAAAAGAGAUUGGGUGCGUGGUCAGAGCGCAAACACUCGAGCUCAAAAUGCUCUCACUCAAGUAGUUUUGAAGGCAUCAGCUGCAGCUGACAAGUAUCGUGCUGCUCAUGGAGCACUUUCUGCCCUCGCUCCCUUGCUCCAAAUGGUCGGCUGGAAACUCAAGUAUAAGGAACUCAACAAGAAGGAUGAUGUACAUGGGAUGUCAGCACCCACAAAAGGUGUAAGUGAAGGGAGAAGGCAAUUAUUGUGGAUUUGGUUAGUAGAAGGAGUCGGGGAUGAUCAGGAUGAGGUAAUACAAGAUAGUCUUAGAGUCGAGUGUUGUAAGGCUCGGGUGCAAUCUAUGCGAUGGGCAGAAGAAGUCAAAUUGCUUCAUGAGGAGAUGCGAAGGGUUCUUCAAUUCCUUAGGUGGCAUGCAGCUUGGUGGCACGAGAAAGGCUGUGAACCCACACCUGAUGCUACUGCCGAGAACAAGGGUCUGCUUGCCUAUGCGUGUCGCCAGGCUCAACUUAGACACGAUCUCGCUGACCAUUUUGAGAAGAUGUGGAUGGCGCAUGUUUCAACAACUACAGGUAGUGGGAGCACAGUUGGGAAUGAUAAAUGA